Messenger RNA from Rhea pennata, 6755 nucleotides. It is a transcript of the gene ENDOD1, whose product is annotated as endonuclease domain containing 1. Bases 260 to 1687 code for a protein of 475 amino acids. The transcript is spliced from 2 exons. Lineage: Eukaryota; Metazoa; Chordata; Aves; Rheiformes; Rheidae. The record is from RefSeq and is a predicted model, not a curated record. Gene Ontology annotation, molecular function: hydrolase activity; metal ion binding; nucleic acid binding.
CAUUGUCUCCCCGGGGCAGUUGGUGUCUGCAGCGUGUCUCAGCGCAGCCUCACACACGUUUGGUUUCACAAUGUGCUGCCUGCAGAAAGCGUUCGCUCCCUGAAGGGAACGGCUGUGGUUUCAUAUUUCAUUUCCCUUGUACACUACACCCGAAUUCCAGACGCCUUCUGGCUUCGCUGCUGCAUGGGCUCAGAGCACAGGUCCUUUGCUGAAUCCAGCAGAGACAGAUAGGGCUUCCCUCAGCUCAAGGGAGUGGACCAUGAAGACGUCAAUUUUAUUUUUGCUUUGCCUCUGCGUUUUCCUAGGCUUUUCCCACGGCAGAGUUGUUGGAGAGGAUGAAACUGGUUUUGCUGAAUGUAAUGUGUUCUUCCCUGGACAAGUCCCACCAGAAGGAUUUACCGAGGCAUUCCAUGUGAAAAUCUGUCAGCUGUAUAACAAGGAGCCACGUUUUGCAACCCUCUACAGUACUAAGGACAAAAUCCCUCUUUAUUCAGCUUUUAAGUAUACAAAACCAGCCCAAAAUGGGGAGGAGGACUGGCUGGUUGAACCGCAGAUAGAUGAUCCAGAAAGUGACCUGCAGGAGAUGGUGCAUGAAGCUGAUAUCGUUGACUCUGUGGCUAACCUUGGCACAAAUCAAGCCCUGAGCUUGGACUAUGUGGGCUCUGGUUAUGAAAGAGGGCUGCUGAAUCCGAGCUUUCUUAAUGAGAAAGAUUUCCAGGUGGCCACUUACACACUCACGAAUGCCGUCCCUAUGAGCCCAUCUCUCAGCAAAAGCUGGCACAGAGACAUCAGGAGGGUAGUGGAGCAGGCUCUGGUCCCUCAUUGUUCCAAGAAGGAUCACCUGUAUCUCCUCGCAGGUGCUAUUCCUUCCAACAUCCAAGUUAAUGGCAAGGUGUCAGUGCCAGAGACCCUCUGGCUAGCAGCAUGCUGUGAUGCUCCAGAGGGAUGGUCUUUAGGACUUGUAAAGAAAGUGAAAGAUGAAAACAGUUUGGCAGACCUAGCAGUGGGAGAGCUGGAGAAGCAGUUUCUAGCAGGAGUUCAGUUGUUCAAGGGCAACUGUGGUGAAGAUAACCAAAAGCAGGAGAAAACGGAAGCAAUACUGCAAGCUGUAACUCAGAUCCGGUCUGGAGAGCAAGCAGGAACAAGUGACAACCAGGAGGCCAAAGACAGUGGCUUAGUGAGAAAAUUGGCUGGCAUCAUUGCCACUCCUUUCAUCAAACUUCUGGAACUCCUCAUUUAUAUCUUUGUGGAGUUAGUGAAAUUCAUGUUUCAUUUGCUGUGGCUUAUUGUCAAGCGAAUUGGCAGUACUCUUCUGGAUGGAAUCUACAGCCUGUGGAAUGGGAUGGUUUUCUACCUUACAGAGAUCAGCAUGGUGCUAAUCAGCAUCCCCUGUGAUGUGGGGAAGGUCUGCAUCAACAUCCUGCAGGGUUUUCUGGGAAUUAUUCAAGAUGUUGCAAUCUUCACCUACAAGAUCCUGAGCAUCCCCAUGGGAUUUGUCUUUCACCUCGCUGCUUUCCCUUAUUACUCCAUCUGUGCCAUUCCCUCCGUCCUUAAAGACAUAGCCACUGGGAUUGGUGGCAUCUUCUCGCUGGUUAUUGAUGCCACAGCCACCCUUCUGCAUGGCUUUUACUACCUUGCUGCUCGCAUAGCCAAAAGAUUUGUCCCUAAGGGCUCCUCUGAUGACUGAUAAGGAUAGAAAUCAAAGCUGCGAAGACAAAAAGUGAAAGAGGAGUUGGGUAAUGCUUUAAGAUAUGUGGCCAAAUGCUGUCAAUUCUGUUCUGAUAUUUAUUGCAGUGACAUUAACAAUAAUGAACAAAUUGGGGAGUAACAGGGAGGGCCAAGGUAACUUCACCAGGGGACACCACCAUUGUAACUUAAGUUCUAUCUAUUGUAAAGUAUUUGAGCUUUAUUAGUGUGGGUCACAGUUUCUGUGGUUUGCAAAUGUCAAGUUGCUUCCUCUGGGAGAUACACUCUAAAUGUGGUACAAGGUUAUUUCUUUCCAACUAAGAUAACACUGAGACCUAUGCACUGGCAGUGAACUCUACAGAACCUCCUUCCUGUCAGGGAGGAGGUGGUAGUAAGGGGAGGAUUUUAGUUGUAAAGGGUUUUCUUAAAUCUGGAGAAAGGAAAAGGAUGUUAAGGGCACAAGAAUUAGGGACUGGGAAAUGGUAGGGAGUGGUAAGCAGUGGGGAGGGAACAUAGGGCUGAAUUCUGUUGUUUGUUGCACUGCUCAUUUCAUUGGCGUUCCACUGGUGGAGCCCAAGGAAGAAUUAGGCUGGGUGUAUUUUAUAGUUCUCAAGCCUUGGCUUUUCAAGGCAGCCGAAAUCACGUGGAUAUUGUUUUGAGGAAAUACCAGAUGCCAUUUCUUUCAUGUAGUGGGAAAAUACUUUCCCUUAGCCAUAUCAAGCUCACUUUCUCUGAACUAUUCCUUGCUCUCUGGUGACCACUAAAGGUCUAAAUCCUGAAGUCCUUGUUCUGGCUGGCCUGCUCCAAAGCCCAGAAAAGAGGCAUGAGUCAUGCUUUUGGCUUUGAAUCAGAUGUCCAUGUUUCAGUUACCAGCCUGUCUUGUCUCCUUUUAGAGCUGACGCUUCAAAUAUACAGCAGUAUUUAUGUGCCUGAAAUCUCUGUGAGAUGAUACCUAGGCUGGAAAGUAGCAGUGUUGCAGUCAUCCUUCUUAGGUAUGCCUUGAAAGUGCUCGCAUAGAGAAAAUAAUCCUCCCACAUUUUCCUCCAGGAGGGAGGAAAAGUAGCUCUUUCUCACUUGUCUGAAUUGGCAGCAUCAGUUUGUUGCAGGGAUGCAAGGAACAUGGGAGAGGAGAUGCGUGCGGAGCGCAUAGGGGAAUUAUGCUGCUUUCACACUGAGGGCUAGACUCUACCUGGAGAGCAGGCAGCCUGCAGAGUGGGGCAGGGCUCAGUGCUAAGGAGAGCACGUGAUUCCCAUUGGUGCUGUGUUACAUCCCAGGGAGUGGAGCUAAUCUAAGGAACCAGACCUGUGGCAUGAGGUAGUUGAGAAAGUUAGUCCUGGAAUCAGGAGGGAAACAGCAAAAGGAAUAGGAUGCUCGUGACAGGUUAAUCACACCUGGAAGUCCUGCCAACACUGAUGUGGCAGGGCAGAGGUUUUCUGCCAUCCAAGACAAGGGGAAGCAUCCAUGUGGCUCUCACAGGUGCAGUAAUCAGCAGUGCCCAGCUGACCUGAGUCCUAGCAGCAAAGCCUCUAGUAGAUUUGGGCAUCUCCCUUCAUUAUUCGUUUUCUGAAACCAGAGAAAGGAAAAAAUUGUUAUGUCGCCCCUUUCUCAUGUGAGUAUUAUUGACUGUCAAGAGCAUGGAGAGGCAGAAGGGAGAUCUAGGGCACAGCGCUCAUCCUACUGCGUAACUACCUCCCUAGUUAGCCCAUAACUCAUUCCACAAGCAGGCUUAUUUAUGUUGGGGGAGGGGGGAGACACAACCCCUCUUCUUCACUGCUUCACCAGAAAUAAUGCAGUCCUCACUGAUGUGAGCUGGGGACUCCUGGGCACUCCCCGUGUCUGGGACAUCAGAGCUGGGGUGUGUGUGGAGACUUUGCAGGGAACAGUCAUUGAUUAGCUAGACCCAGCCUCACAGCCACAGAUGAGAGAAGAAACACAUGCUGAUAGAGGAGAAGGGCACAGUGGCACUGCCAUUCCCCAGGGCUUCCCUCAGCUCUGCUCCCUCUUUCCAUCAGAUAGGGAUUAGGGGAAGGAGUGCUCAUUUCUUGCUACAGCUCUGUCUGUGGGAAGACACUCUGCUCUUGGUGACCACAGCAGCGUUUGGUCUGGCUGACAGCCUCAGCACGUGACUCAGAGUGUGAGAAAGGCAUUCAGGAGUCCAACAAGGCCAUGCACGGCCCCUGGCCUUGACCCUUCCUUACCAGGUAACACACCCUUCAGCGAUGUUGCUAGCAGCUGCUCAGCAGUGGGGAAACUCUGGGCUGACGAGGUUAGAGAGCAGCUCAUCAUAGAACCAUAGAUUCUCAGUCAUCUCAGCCCAAACAGUCUAGCUCUCAGGGGGAGGCAUGCUGGUAGGGCAGGGCUGUGAGGGGGAAGUCUGUGGAGAAGGAAAGGUCUUCUUGCCAGCAGUGUUGGGUUCGUUCCAAAGGCUGGGCAACAUCUGUGUGCCAGUAGGGGUCUGAUCAGGUGCAGUGUUUGAUGAAUUAGUCCUUUGCCUUGAAGCUCUUGGUACAGGGAUUUUGGGUGCAAGGGGCAAGUCCCAGGUCACUGCUCCCAGCCAGCAGAAAACAGCCCUGGCUGCCUGGGAAAACUCUUUCCAAAUCAAACAUUGCAUCUUUGCAUACUUGAAUGUGCCUUCCUUGCCAUGGAGCCAGCUGUUGAGUCUGGUCUUGACAGACCUGGAUUUCCACUCUUUUUUCAGAGUGGGGGUGCGUCAGCAGUAGAGUGACAUCCUGUUGCAAACGGAGCUCUCCUCUCAGGGUAUGUGACAGCAGUUCCAGGCAGGAGCGCAACAAGCUCAAGUGCCAGAAGCUGUGACUCAGGUGUCAGCAUAGGAGAGCCAGGUCCCCAUAGCCUCUAGAGAUGUCCUAGCAUCUGUCGAGUGCAGCCCUAGAGUCAGGGAGGAGACAGCUGCUUUGCACACUGCUGCCUGUCUCGUGCCUUACGCAUGGCCUUAGCCACAACCCCUCCCUGGCUGUUUAUCCCAGAAUGACCCAGCAUGUCCAGUGUACUGUGGUCACAGUGACGUGGGAGCUCACACACUAAGGGGCAGCAAGGAUGAGAUGCCUCAGUGCACCUGGAGGUCUGUCUCACUACAUCUCCAUCACCAUUGAUGCUUAGCCUAGCUAGGUUCAGGCCAGCCCAUGAGCAUGUCUCCAUACUGCAACCAUGUCUUCUGAUUGUGGAGUGGACAGUCUUUUACUUCUAAGAGGCUGCACCACUGUAGGAUUUGGGUAGUUGUUGGGCAAUAUUAUUAAAAUUGUUUUAAUACGCUCAGAUUUCAAAUACUGAAAACUACAACCAGCCCAGGUCAUUUUUAUCCUGUGCUGCAUAUCUGAGCAGGCAAUAGGAAAUCUGCCUAAAACACUGAUUAAUUAUUACAGAACAAGCAACAUCCUGCUACAAACUAACUAUUGUUUGAGAUUAUCCUUAUCUGGGCAUGACUUAUGGCUUGUGAGCUUUAUUCUAUCCUUGGAAAUGUAUGGCUUUAACAAAAUAAAAGUUACUUUUCCAAAGAAGAACUUGUAUCAGAAUUUCUGUCAUGCUUUCCAAAUGAGAUAGUGCAACCCAUAGAUCUCUUGACUAAUCAAGAAAGUCACAGAAGCACAGCUGUCCUUUGUUAUGACUUGACAUCUGUUAUUAAUGACCCUUUGUACCUUUAAAACAUUUCCUCUCUCAAAGCGCUUUAAAAGAGUUAAUUCAUUAAACUACAGAAUAUGUAGUGAAAGCUGGGAAGUUACAGGCAGCUCUGUAUGUGCUGAAAGGGGACAUUUCAUUUUUGAGAGAUGCAGCUACUAGUGGGAUGAAGCAUGAUGAGCCACUUCAGUACAGAAGAAUCACAUCACGGCAGGAUGAAAAAUGCUGUCAGCAGCUGAGGCAGCAUGAGGAGGCAGGAUUUAAGUGCCUAAACUGUAUAGAACCAGGACACCAAUCCACCCGUCACCUCUUACAAAGAAACUCUACAUGUCUGUAGUCACCAAGCAGGUGAAAAGCAGCAAAGGGCUCCUUAACUCCCUGCUGGGGCUUACACUGACCGUGCUCCAAAAGCAGGGACUCACACAGUAGAUGCAUUGCCUAAGCAGUGAGUUACACUCUCAGACUGUUGCCUACUUAGUAAUGGGCUGGGCUGAGGUGGGAAAGGAUCAGUGAAGAAAGGGAAGGGAGGUCUUCAUAUGCAUAGAGAGCCAGGGCUCUGAGCACCUGCUGCCCUGCAGGGAUUGAUGCUGUAUGCUCUCUUUCACCUUUGAAAAGCUCCCAAGGUUGGCUGGAGUUUGUGACUAAAGAGGAGAAGGGUGGGACUGAUCCAUAGUGCCUGCAUCUGGCAAGUCACCUUGGCUUCCUUUACAUCUGAUAGGGAAAAGCUCACUCUUCUGGCAUGCCAUUCAUUGGACCUCUUCUUUACAACAAGAAAAAUCUCUCUCUAAAGGGGACUGUUUUCCUCCAGAGACCAUAUAGAAAGCCUGAGGUGACUAUCCCAGAUGUAUGCACCUGCAUUUGCAGAUACCUCUAUUUGAGCAGGUGAACCUCCUCCAGAAGAGUCUACAUUCCUUUCAGAUCUGCGGGAGCUCAAUGUGUGUGACAGGAGCCCUAAUGUCCAUGGCUGGACAAAGAGGCAAAAAGGCUAAGCAGUACUCAGAUGGUGAAUAUUGGCCCAGACUCACUCAUAGGACAGGGAAGAUAAUGUGAAUUAAACUUUCCUCUACUGGAUUGCCCAAUGCUACAGCAUAGGAGCUUCAAAGCCCUUGAAGGUGACUUUGAUCUAUGUUAAGUUCAUCUGAUUUGGGCCCAGAGAAACAAGUCAUCCACCUAUCCACCACAGAGGAAUCAGCAGCUCCAAUAUCACCACAGCCCGUAAAUCACAGGCCUGGGUUCAAGUCCUCUAGAUCACAUCUCUGCUACCAUCGCCCAUUUUGGAGCUACUCAUCUCUGCAUGGAGCUCCAGUCAUGAGCUUGGUAUCUCCCUCCUGACAGGGUGCUGCUCCAGUCCAGAAGAGAAUUGAGCCCUACUUGUUCACAAGUAUCUCUUUAGCUUCGUCAGUGCCAGCAAAUUAAAAAGAUAUUGGAAAACAAA